AUGUAUUCAAAAGAACAAUGCGAAGCUCCAACUGGAACCUACAUCAAUAAAUUAUACCCAUACAACUCUACAGUUCCUCUACCCACUACCGGCAAGUUUGAAGUUCAAUUUUGUAAUGGUACAAAAACUACAUCUGCAACAUUUCAUGUUGUUGAAGGAAAUUCUGGGUCAUUGUUGGGAUAUGAGACAGCAACAGAACUGGGACUUUUGCAUGUUAAUGUCAACCAAACAACAACCAUGCCUAUUUCUACAUCAAGCAACACGUCUGAUCUGGUUGCAAAGUUUCAGCACCUAUUUACUGGCAUUAGUAAACUGAAAGAUUAUAAACAAAAGCUACAUCUUGACCCUAGUAUACAACCAGUUGCCCAAAAACCUCGGCGAGUACCAUUUCACUUACGUAAGCAAGUAUCUGCCCGAAUUGAAGAAUUGGAAGCACUCGAUAUCAUAGAACGUGCAUCAGGUCCAACAUCGUGGGUAUCGCCUGUGGUCGCAGCACCUAAACCCCACAACCCAUCUGAAGUUAGAGUAUGUGGUGAUUAUCGACAACCCAACCGAGCCAUAAUUCGAGAACGGCACCCUAUUCCCACUGUGGAAGAGCUCAUGGAGGACAUGACUGGUGCUUGUGUCUUUUCAAAAUUAGAUCUUCGCGCUGGCUACCAUCAAUUUGAAUUGGAAGAAGAAUCGCGAUCUGUUACCACCUUUUGCACACAUGACUUUUCCAACAGUCACUUCAAGGUCUUCAUGGUGUUUGUAACAUAGCGGAUGACCUCAUAGUUUGGGGAAAAUCCCAGGAAGAACAUGAUCGCAAUCUUGAAGCUUUGUUCCAACGCCUAGAUGCCAAGGACCUCGCAUUGAAUGGUGAUAAAUGUGAAUACAACCAACCAAGUUUAUGGUUUUAUGGUUACAGUUUGUCCAAAGAUGGUCUAUCUGCUGAUCCCAAGAAAGUUGAGGCCAUAGUCAAAACGACAACUCCACAGAAUGUUGCUCAGCUCUGA
Messenger RNA from Paramuricea clavata, 995 nucleotides. Lineage: Eukaryota; Metazoa; Cnidaria; Anthozoa; Malacalcyonacea; Plexauridae. The record is from the annotation of a GenBank genome assembly.